Messenger RNA from Trichobilharzia regenti, 3061 nucleotides. The record is from the annotation of a GenBank genome assembly. NCBI's taxonomy places the organism in Eukaryota, Metazoa, Platyhelminthes, Trematoda, Strigeidida, Schistosomatidae.
CGAUGUGUGCGACUGUACUGUUCAGGUUAAAUUGUUUAUAUUCAACAAAUCGUUCAGGUUUUCUACAUUCUGGUAGAAAUUUUAGGGUUCUUAAUGCAAAAAGUUGGUAUUUAUCUUCGUUGUGAAGAAGUCAGUUACAGUGAAUAAAUAUAAAUUAGAAAGAUUUCUAUUGCCGGAUAUCAAUCAGUCAAAUAACAACAGCAACAAAUGCCUUGAGUCCAAUAGGCAGAAGUAUUUUGUAAACAUAAAUAUAACAUCUUUACAAUGCAAACCACUGGAAACGCGUCUCAUUAUAUUACUUCCAAAUAAUUCCCUAAUUCAACUGGAUUAUGAAUUCAAUUUAAUUAAGGACGUAAAGUUAAUCACUUCUGACUGUAAAUCACAUUUUGAACCUAUUUAUUCCGAACGGAUAAAACUUUUUCAGAUAAAACUUGGAUACAUAAUUUUCAACUACAAGACAAACACAAUGUUUCUAUUAGAAUCACCUUCAUAUGCGGAUUCCAGUAAACUUGCUUGUCACGAAAUGUCUCAUCUAACAGGAUCACCAAUCGUUGUUAUUACAAAAGAGCAGCAGUUUACCCCAACUUGUUCCACAAGUCUACGAGAUAUAUCCACAAUGUUCUUAGAAAAUAAAGCAUUUUUGAGCUGGAGAUCAUGCAUCUGGAAUAAGCAAUAUAAAAAUCCCUCUGGUUGGCACAAAUGGUCGUAUCUGCUGCAUAUAUCUUCCAAGAAUUCUUCAAAUAUAACCAGUUUGGUUGAACAGAAAUAUUUCAAUGAAACAAUGAAAUAUGAAAUAUCUGAUUUAUCGCGAAAUACUCACUAUCAGCUCUUCAUAAACGUUCAGCAAUCCAAUGAGAGGUUUUCAAUGCAUCAAGAGACGUUGAACAAAGAUCUUUCAGUUAACUUGUUGACCGUGGAUGAAAAUUAUGCUCACAUAUACAUCCUUUUAAACGGGAAUUGGAUAUUCACCUACUCAUUUGUGCAUGAUUUUCAUCGCAGUAUUAAAGAUGUCAUACUUCAUAAGAGUCAGAUAUGGAUCCUUCUGAAAAGUGGUGACGUAUAUUUGGGUUUAAUCAGUGAUAAAUCUAUUUCUUCUGCACUGAAACUGGCAAACAAUUUCCCAUGGAGUCAAGUGAAAAUUAGCAACUAUACAGAAUUUGCUUCUGUUAACUGGGCACAUUUAACCAACAUCAAAGCAUCUCGUAUUGUCUUGGACAGACGGUGGUCUGACCUUUACUUCACCAGUCCAAGUACCAAAUGGAUUUAUAGAUGGACUCUUAGUCCUUAUCAACAUGAUAUCUACGGUAACAGUUUGGAAAAUGUAGUAUAUGGCUAUCCAACCUUGAUUCAACAAUCCCCCGUUAUCGACUUUGUCGUAGACUCAAAACAUAAUCAUUUAAUAUGGAUUGCUUCAUACCUUGACUCUUCGGCAGCCGUUUUUUCAAAGAAAUUAGGACACUCAGACAGAGUGUCGCUCAUUCAAAAGAUUAAUUAUCUUUCAUCCAACAGUAUACCAAAAUUCUUAAUACAGGACUUUGAUUCUUUGAAUCGAUUCUACUACACAGUUGAAAGUUAUCAAACUGUUCAAAAGGAUUCGCAUCAUGUUAAAAAUUUGACAAGUAUUUGGAAAAUGCCUGGGUUAAAGAAAGACUCAGAUAAGUGCAUAAAACAUGAAAAUGCCAGUUUAACUUUGUGCCCAAUGAAUACAUCCUGGUUGUUGGAAUCAAAACCAUCAAUACUAGGCAAUUCUGGCAUUUCUAUAGAACUUCUUGCUAAUCAACAGCUAAUUUGGACAUCAUUAAAAUGGAAUACUUUCUUUGAAUUAUUCUCCAUAAUAAGUAUUCCCAUAACAGUAUAUACGCAUAUAAUUUGGAACCUGGAUUAUCCAACUGUUCAUCAAUUCAGCCAACAUUAUCAGCUUAUGCUUCUUACGAUUUCACGCGGCAUCAAUCGGUUAUAGAUUUCUCAGUAUGUUUUCUACGAAACAGAGUAAUGUCUUUGGUAGACUCGAAUUCAGUAGAUGCGGUUUUAACAAUGGGCAGAUACAAGAUUAAAGGUGAAAUAAAUGUGAUGAAUGCAUUUGUGAACAGAAUUUGUGUAGUACAAUCUGUUAACCGGUCGAAUGAUUUAAUCCAGAGAUACGUCAGUCUACCGGAUAUACUUGGAUCUGACUUAUGUAGUUAUGUUUAUUUUAACGAAAUUACAGUGCAUGGUUGCCUUCCUGAUAAAUUUAUUGAUUUCCACGAGUUGAGUAAAUCAAAUAAAGUAACAGAGAAAGUAAUUAAACAGAUGGUUUCAUGGAAAGGAGAUGCAAUAGAUUCAACAAUCAAUGUUAUUCUGGGUGAAGAUACGCAUGUUAAAUCAUUUGUUAUAAACCAUGGGGUUUCACUAUACUCUGGAGAUUUGAAAACAAGGGUAUAUUUUACCAAUGACUACCGCAAACCAACUUCUGAGGCUGAGUUCUCAAAUUACAAACUCCACCAUGAACUGAAAACCAAUUCGGGUAAUUUUACCCAAAACAUACUGAUAUCUCCACUAGAUGAUACUUUCCGACGAGUCAUGUUUUCACUUGAUUGGUGCUAUUAUGGAAGUAUUUACACAGUUGAAUGUUCGUCCCACCAUCUGACUGACGUUGAUUUGUGGCUACACAUUUGUCAGUUAGGUCAGUAUGCAGUUGAGCAUUGGUUUGAGCUUAAGAAUGACUCUAACGAUGAGGUGGAAACACUGACAGACAAUGAGGAAGCUUUAUGCGGUUACGAUUACACAAAUUUAUUCACUUAUAUAUUUAUCAAUAACAAAAAGAUUCCAACAAUACAUGCUGAAAUGCUCACAACCAAAAGGUAAGUACUGAAUAAGGAAUGAAUCUCGUCACGUGUUUAUUUACUUCGCUAGUAGGCAGUUAAUAACAGAUCUAUCUAGUUGAAAAUCUGAGAUUUCUUUUUUAGGCUCAUUUCGUGCAAGUACAAAUGCCCAAUAAAGCAGGCAGAAAUAAUGUAACGAAAAAGAAGAAAAACUGGACAUCUGUUUAUGGACGAACAUUUUUUCCAGAAAGAUGUAAAAU